UGUAGCUUAAAAUUAUCUGAAAUCAAACUACAGGAAAAAGUGGAAGAGCUUUUAGAUGAAAACAGAACUUUAAAAAAUCAAAGUACUAUGAAGUUGAAAAAGAAGAAAGAAAAAUACUCAGAACUUACGAGAUUGGUGGAUGGGGACAACGGUGUUAACCUGAAUGGAGAUCUAAUUCAGGAUGAAGUUCAGAAUCUGAAAUGGAGGGCAGUCUUGGAUUCACUCAGAAGCAGAGGUACUCAAACUCCAGUUGUGCUGCUACAUGAUAAAGAGUCUGAAACACCAGCCUGUAGUUGUGAGGGACUAAAGCAGAUGGAGGAGCUACCAGAAGACCUUAUACCAGUUUUGGAAUGCAGUUCCAGUGACUUUGAGAAAGUUGCUGGUCUAGCUGAGACUGAGCAGGUCACCCUUGGACCAGAGAGGGCAGAUACUCUAGAGGACAGUUUCACUUUGCUCAGGUGUACUCCAAGUCAUCAUGCAGCAGGACUGCUUCCCCCUAGUUCUGAGAAGUUACCCAAUGAUGAGACAAGUAGGGAAACCAAAGAUGAAGAAACCGUUUUUCUCUUGAAGGAUCACACUGUAACUUCACCAGUGAAGACAUUCCCUGCUUCUGUGGUUGAAACCUUAAUGAGGAAGAAGCUCCAACUGACCUUGUUUGAGCCUGGAAGAUGUCCCAUCACAGCUUUCGCCACUGAGAAGAAAGUGAGGAAUUUGAGUUUCUGUGAGACAAAUACUAAUCUUUGGUCUGAUGGCCUUUGCAUUGUUGCAAAAGGAGGAUUUUAUGACAGAGCUACUGAAUUUCUUCAUGGAAUGUUACCUUCCACUGUGGCUGAAAUUUUCACAACAUCUCUAGAAGAAUGCAACAUGGAAAAACAUUGGGGAAACAAGCAAAUUCUUCUAGGAAGUGUGAGUGAGAACAAAUGUCUGGAUAAAGAUGCUGCUGAUGAAAAGUAUCACCAAAAUCUCUUUACAGGGAGACCUGAAAGAGAGGAAAUACAGAAUGAUGAAGCCAAACAACAACAGGUGACCCGUAAUCUUGAGGAAAGUUCUAAAGUUUCCUACAAAAAUGAAUUAUUCAGUCCUGGGAAGCCAGGAGUGGAAGCCAGAGAGAGUUUCCAUAGCAUGCAGGGUGCCCCAAGUUUACCUGCUGAUUUCAAAGUCUUUAAAAAGUGCUUUGAAGGGAGUCUUGAAAAAAUGGAGAAAGAAGAAAAUAUUUCAGAAAACUGCAUCCCUGAUGUGAAUAGUGGAUAUAAUGGAGAAGACAUAAUUGAAAUGGAAGAGAAAGGAAAGCAGGCUCAGAAACCAACUCACCAAACAAGCCCCUCCAGCAAUAUUGGCCUGAAAAAAAGGAAAGGCCAGACCUUGAAACUCCAUGAACCAAAUAAGAAUUUCUCAUGUCAAAAAAUAGGUGCUAAAAAUGUGCAGCAUGAAUACUCUCAGAUUUUUUUCCAUUGGAUGAAGAGAGGAAUCUGCUAAACUUGCUGUUUCCUCUGCAAGAGAGGCCUGUGUGCUUAAGCAAACCAUUCCAGCCAGGAAACAGUUUUUGUAAGUGUUUCUGUCCUCUGUCAACCUGGGAAGCUGGAAAUGAAUGUGAUGUGAGAAUAUCUGUACUGGAAAAAGCAGUGGCUGUGUGUUCUCAGAGGAUAUUUCUGCUGAUGCAAGAGAAUGAGAAUUACUCCAAAAAAGUCUGUAUGUUACAACAGGAGAAUGACAGAUAUGCCCGGAUGAUGUGUGCCCUGGAAGAGGAGAUGGAUGCAUAUUUUCAAUAUGUUUUAGCAGCAGAUGAAGCUAACGUUGUUUUAUUGCAAAACUUACUUAAUGAGAAAGAAGUUGCUGGUGGGUGUUAUGAUAACUUUACAGAAGAAAGCACCAUGACCCCAGGAACAUCUUUAGUUGCAACUUUUUCUAAGAAUCUCUCAUAUGUUGAAGAGAAAAACAGGAAUUCUGAAAAAGACUCGUGGGCAAUUGCAUCAAAUAAACCUCACGGGAGCAUUCUAUCUCUGAAUGGAAGGAAAAUGAGAUACUUCCAGCUGCUUUCUGACCUGAAAGAAGAAAGAAGCAGGUGCUUCAAAGAAAUGGCUAAAUUAUUACAAGACAAGGAGAACUGUGUAGCAAAAUAUAAUGAAUUACUGCAAGAGAGAAAGAGAAAUUUACAAAGAAUAGCUCUUUCAGAAGGUGAAAAAGAAACUUUGUUGGAACAUUUGGCAGAGAUAAAGUGUGAGCAAGACAAAUACAGGACCUUAGUUUCAGAGCUCCAAGACUGCAAAACUAGCUGCUAUCAAACCAUUUCUGACUUACAGGAGGAAAAAUGUGUACUGCAAAGAGAGAUAGACAGAAUCAAGCAAGAAACUUCAGAACAGCUUGAUGAACUUCAGAAAGCAAAUGCAAACUUUAUUUUAGAAAAUAAAAAUUUAAAAGAGUUAAUGUCUUCUUUGGGUUUCACUUAUGAAGAGCUGAGAAAAGAGGAAAGUAUAGGAACAAACAAAAAUAUAGUAAAACUAAAAGAAGAAAGUCAACAACCUGGUCUUAAGCCAAAAAAAGUUGAAACAGCAUGUAGUGUAACACAAACUGAAGAACGGGGAGUUCUGGCUGUAGAUCCUUCAGAUUAUUCCCCUGGCAAAAAGGGCAGCAUGUUUGAGAGCUACAGUAUGAUGAAAGAGCAAGUCAGAAAGGUGGAAGAGCAACUAAAAAUACAGCAAAAGGAAUUAGAAAAAUCAAAAAAAGAGGCUCAGAAGUGGUACAGAGAGCUUGGUUUUGCUGAAACAAGGUAUGAAGAAACCAAAACUCAUUUGAUGCAGGCUCUCUCAGAAUUAGACCACCUUAAACAAGAAGUUGGGGACAAAAUGCAGGGAAAGCAGCUCUGCAAAUUAAUGCCUGUGUCCACAUUGAAGGAUGCCCAGGAAAAAGAGGUGAAUAAAAUAGCCAGUAAGAGAUUAGAGCAGCAAGUGUUGACCUUGAAAGCCCAGCUCAGGGACCAGGCUGCAUUACAAAAUCAGUUUCAUGACUUGCAGAAUAAAGUGGAACUCCUUCAGGCUCAGCUAUGUGAAAAGGAGAAAGAGCUGCAGAAGAGGAAGUCUGAAGUGAAGUUGACAUUAGCUCCUCUGAAGGCUAAGCUGGCUUGCCUCACCCAAAAGUGCCAGGAAAGGAACAGCUUCAUUAGGAGAAUGCAUGAUGAAUUCCACAGGCAAGGAUUUAUUAACUCUGCAUUUGAUGAAGAGAUGAAGAGCCUGGUGAAUGACAUGACCCUGGCAGAGUACAUGGUUGCUUUUACACCUAUGUGUAAUCAAGUGAUGCUGCCUUCCUCCAGAGAUGUUUCACAGGCUCGUGGACAGCCAGAGGAUCCUGUGGCAGGUGCCAAAGGGAACAGGAGGAUUGGGUCAGCAUCUGGUGACUCUCAGCCAGGGCUGGGGGGCCCCCACAGCUCUCCCCUCACCCCAAAUCUGUGUGCUGGUUCUUCUAUUGGAGUACCAAGCCCAGAGAGGAUCACAGCCUUGCAUCGAGAGCUGAGAGAAAACCACCUCAAAAACUGCCAGGGAAGAAUGUAUCAGUCACACAGAAGAAGCAGUAGAACUCUGAAGGAUGGAUGAAAUGUGGUUUGGCCUGAAGGUGACUGCAGCUGCUCCAUUAUGGGAAAAAGUGAGAAGUUGCCCUAAGUUGCCAUCUGCACCAUUUUAGCCACCUGCUGUAGUGGAAGCUGGCCAUGGACACCAACCCAAUGUGUGGUUUGAGUCUGAGUUUUGUUUUGUUUUCUUGGGA
Messenger RNA from Camarhynchus parvulus, 3756 nucleotides. It is a transcript of the gene C4H4orf50, whose product is annotated as chromosome 4 C4orf50 homolog. The record is from RefSeq and is a predicted model, not a curated record. The transcript is spliced from 11 exons. Lineage: Eukaryota; Metazoa; Chordata; Aves; Passeriformes; Thraupidae. Bases 1656 to 3587 code for a protein of 643 amino acids.